CCACGUUGGAGGGGGCUUGGAGCAACCUGGGCUGGUGGGAGGUGUGUCCUCUAGGGCAGGGGGGUUGGAACUCAAUGAUUUUUAAGGUCCCUUCCAACUCUAACUGUUCUAUGAUUCUAUAAUGAAGGUAGUUCAGUUUAGGGCACUAAGAAUUGCCACUUUCCUGCCAGAUUGGCUAAACUGCUCAGAACAUGUAGAUUAGCACCACCCUCAAGGUCCUUACACCCCAUGUGCCUCCUCAACAGUGAUACAAUCCUCAUCUCCCUUGGUGAGGAGUCCUUUUCAUCAGCUCACGCUUGAUAAAUUCAAGGCUAGAAUCCUCAUUACUCCUGAGGACACAGAAAACGCCUUUUGACACCAUAGUUACUAUUAACAUUUCAGGGAUAGGCUUUGGUAACCACGGGACUGUCCCCACCACCCCUCUGCAGGAAGGGAAAGGGCUCAUCCUGCUGCCAGGACACCCCGGGGCAUCAGCCAGCACAUGAAGAAGGGCCAGGUCCCUGCUUGAUCCCUGUGUCCUGCCGCCAGAGGAGCAUGGGGCAGCCCCAGGGACGGGCUGUGGGCACUUGUGGCCACCUCGGGACCCUUCUCCAGGAGCCACAUCUGCUCCGCAUACCGAGGGACCGCAGAGGGCUCAGCUCCUGCCCUGGGGUCCAGAUGCCACGUGCCGGGGUGAGGGCCACCCAGCAACCAGCGCCAGCCUCAGCGUCACCCCCCGGGGCCACCGAAGGCCAGGGCUGGCCGGGUGUUAAUCAUUGCUGAGAGCAGCUGGGCCAAGGUGGGUGCGAAAGGCUGUGCCGUUCCCAGGGCUGGUCUUUCAUCAGCCGCAUCCCCUGGGCACUGAAACACCCUGAGCAAACACCUGGCAGGGCAGGGUGGGAUGGGGACAUCGGUGGGCUCUGGAGCACCGAGCGAGGCCGGGGGGAUGCUAGCAGGGGGGUGGGCUCGCUCCUGCCGUGCUUUGGGCUUGCUCAAGUCUGUGAUCGUAACGUCUGAGCGAUGGAGGGCUCUGGGGGUGAGCGCUUUCUCAUGGAAGGGAGCUCCUGCCGUGGUGCCAGCUCUUGCUUUGCCCAGGGACCCAUCAUCAAGGAGGACACCUUGGAGACCCCCAGCUCCAAUGGGUGAAGGAGAGGAGGGAGGAGUGGAAAUCCCCCCCGAGGGACAUGCAGGAAGGCCGUUACUUCACAUUCACUUCGCCCAAAGGAGCUGCCAGAGGGCAGGUUGACAUCUCCGGUAGAGGACAAUGGCAGAGGUCUCCAUCGUGGCACCUUCUGGCAGCACGGGCAUCGCUGUUCUCCCACCCUGGGCAGGGCAUCGCGGCGCUGCCCCCAGUGCCACGAGUUGGGGUGUGAUAGGAGCAGCCACAUCAGCUGAUGGAGACGUCGGCUAUAAAGCUCCCGCCGGCCCCGUGGCAGAGGCACGAGCGAGCCCACCAUGGCCACCACGCUGGUCCCCUGCCUGCUCUUGGCCCUGCUGCUCCUGGCCCCAGCCCUGCCUGCCCCACACGAAAGAGGACUCAUCUUCAACUUGGACACCGGGGAGCUGUGCCUGCAGAGCGCCCAGUGCAAGAGCGGCUGCUGCCACCGCGGCAGUGGCCUGAGCCUGGCUCGAUGUGCACCCCGGGCGGCCGAGUUCCAGGAGUGCUCCCCAAAGAGCCUCUAUGGGGUCUACUACAAGUGUCCCUGUGAGAGUGGCUUGACCUGCGACGCCGAUAAAACCAUUGUGGGUUCCAUCACCAACAGCGACUUCGGCAUCUGCAAGGACCCCCAGCGCGUGUGGAACCAUCACUCUCACAACACACAAGGUUCUUGGGGCCGGCAGGAGGAAGGACAUCACCGGUGAAAGGGGGGGGGCUUUGCUCCCCGGUUCUGGUGGUGGGGGCAAGGCUUUCCCUGGACCCCCAUCCCUUCGGGGCCGGGCAAAAGUGUUAAAGCACCAGUGUCUGGGGCAAAAUCGCUGCUCUGGUCUCCCCCUCUCCUGCUGCCCAGGGACGCUUUGUU
This is a messenger RNA of Calidris pugnax (ruff), 2000 nucleotides long. RefSeq names its product colipase (gene CLPS). The transcript is spliced from 5 exons. Gene Ontology annotation, biological process: lipid catabolic process; positive regulation of catalytic activity; digestion. The record is from RefSeq and is a predicted model, not a curated record. Gene Ontology annotation, cellular component: extracellular region. The coding region runs from base 1435 to 1842 and encodes 135 amino acids. NCBI's taxonomy places the organism in Eukaryota, Metazoa, Chordata, Aves, Charadriiformes, Scolopacidae. Gene Ontology annotation, molecular function: lipase binding; enzyme activator activity.